UCCUCCUCCUCUCCUCCUGAGGAGGGGGAGGGAUGACACAACUGCGGGGGGCUCCUUUAAAGGCAGGGCAGCGGGCACUGUGCGCAGAGCUGAAAUCAGGAAGCCUCAGCACUGUGGCUGGAUCAAGUCCACCCAUGGCAGUCCACCCAUCAUUGGAACCAGGCCUCACCAGGUCCCUGAACGGGGAUCCCAUGGCCCCACAGCGCCGUGGCACCCAGGAUCAGACCUACCUGGACGAGCUCAUCAGCAUCCCCAAGGGCACUGGGCCCGGGUUCAGCUUCAGGAAACUCUGGGCUUUCACCGGUCCCGGCUUCCUCAUGAGCAUCGCGUACCUGGACCCAGGCAACGUGGAGUCGGACCUGCAGGGCGGGGCCCUGGCGGGGUUCAAGCUGCUGUGGGUGCUGCUCUGGGCCACCGUCCUGGGGCUGCUGUGCCAGCGCCUCGCCAUCCGUCUGGGCGUGGUGACCGGGAAGGACCUGGGCGAGAUCUGCUACCUCUAUUACCCCAAGGUGCCCCGUGUGCUGCUCUGGCUCAUGAUUGAGAUCGCCAUCAUCGGCUCUGACAUGCAGGAGGUGAUUGGGACAGCCAUUGCCUUCAGCCUGCUCUCAGCUGGCCGCAUCCCCCUCUGGGCUGGGGUCCUUAUCACCAUCGUGGACACCCUCUUCUUCCUCUUCCUCGAUAAGUAUGGGCUCCGCAAACUGGAGGCUUUCUUCGGCCUCCUCAUCACCAUCAUGGCCCUGACCUUUGGCUAUGAGUACGUGGUGGUGGGGCCGAGGCAGGUGGAGGUGCUGAAGGGCAUUUUCCUGCCCAGCUGCCCGGGCUGCGGGCGAAAGGAGCUGCUGCAGGCCAUGGGCACCAUCGGUGCCAUCAUUAUGCCCCACAACAUCUUCCUGCACUCCUCCUUGGUCAAGACACGGGUGAUUGACCGCUCCAAGAAGGAGGCAGUGCGGGAGGCCAACAUGUAUUUCCUGACCGAGUCCUGCCUGGCCCUCUUUGUCUCCUUCCUCAUCAACCUCUUUGUCAUGGCUGUUUUUGGCGAGGCUUUCUACCACCAGCGCAAUGAGGACGUGCACAACAAGUGCAUCAACAGCAGCAUCAGUCACUUCGCCGGCAUCUUCCCCACCAACAACGAGACAGUCUCUGUGGAUAUCUACCAGGGGGGUGUCAUCCUGGGCUGCUAUUUCGGGGCAGUGGCACUGUACAUCUGGGGCAUCGGGAUCCUGGCAGCAGGACAGAGCUCCACGAUGACCGGCACUUAUGCAGGACAGUUUGUCAUGGAGGGCUUCCUGCGACUCCGCUGGUCCCGCUUCACCCGAGUGCUCCUCACCCGCUCCUUUGCCAUCCUGCCCACUGUCUUGGUGGCCGCUUUCAAGGACAUCAGCCACCUCACAGGCAUGAAUGACCUGCUCAACGCCCUGCAGAGCAUCCUGCUGCCUUUUGCCGUCCUGCCUGUGCUCACCUUCACCAGCCUGCACCCGCUCAUGCAGGAUUUCAGCAACAGCCUCCCGGGGAAGGUGCUGAUGACCCUCAUAACGGGGCUGGUCUGCACCAUCAACAUUUACUUCGUGGUGGACUUUUUGCCAACACUGCACGGCCUGGAGUACCACAUUCCCCUGAGCCUGCUACUGGCUGCCUACGUGGCUUUCGUCGCCUACCUGAUCUGGACAUGCAGCAUCGCACACGGAGCCCGCUUCCUGGCCCGGGGCCACCACAGCCGCUUCAAUUUCGGUCUCGCCCUCGACCCGACAGAGACGCGGUGACAGAUCCCAUCCGUGCUUGUUAUCCCCACGUCCCUGCCCGGCGCGGCCUCCUGGACACGGAUUUGCUGCCACUCCGAGUCCGGGCACGUUUUACCCAGCAAGGAAAGGGUUAACGGACAGGCAGACCUCCCCCCAGGAUCUGAGAUCUCAGCGCUUCUUCCCACCCCCAACCCUCGCCAAUUCCGGGGUGCUGGUCCGGGCUGGAUGCGAGGGGAGUGGGACGGAGCGGGACAUUCUCCCAUCCAGUGGCACAGACGCUCCAGCGAAUGAGCCGCGCCGGAGACUUCCCCUGCUCAUUACUGCCGGCCCCCGGGACCGCUAAUCACCGCUGGGGACCGCUAAUUAACACCGGGGACCGCUAAUUACCGCCGGGGACCGCUAACCACCCCCUGCUGCCCGGGACCGGCCCCAUCCCCACGGAGGGCUCCGAAUCUCGAGGGGCGGGGGACGGCUGAUAAACGGCGUGUUUGGAACGGGCCUUGGCCUCGCUGCCGCUGCGCGGCCCCGGCGUGGGGCGGGGACCCCCCGGGCCCACCCGCACCCCGGGGGCGGCCCCUUUGCCCCGGGCGGGGGAGUGGCCGGGCUUGCCAACGCGUGGGGGCUCGGCGCCAGCUUUUCGCAUUCCCGCGGGGGGAGCGGGGUGGUGGGGUCCCCCGUGCCCUCUCCGCCCCGGAUGCCCCGUUUCCCGCCCGCCGGUACCGCCGGAUGCGGCUGCGGAGCCGCCCGGGUCCCGCACGGCGGGCGGGGGUCCCGGCGCUCCGGCCCCGCCGCCGUUCGGUUCGCGCUUGCGAGACGCUCCCUGGCCGUUUCAAGGCUCCCCGCUCUGCCCAGGACCCCCACCCCGAAAUCCCCCUUCCCGACCCCCUUCCCGACCCGCCGCUGCACGGGGAAUUCU
Messenger RNA from Zonotrichia leucophrys gambelii, 2655 nucleotides. It is a transcript of the gene SLC11A1, whose product is annotated as solute carrier family 11 member 1. The transcript is spliced from 15 exons. Gene Ontology annotation, cellular component: phagocytic vesicle membrane; plasma membrane. Gene Ontology annotation, molecular function: iron ion transmembrane transporter activity; manganese ion transmembrane transporter activity; metal cation:proton antiporter activity. The record is from RefSeq and is a predicted model, not a curated record. Lineage: Eukaryota; Metazoa; Chordata; Aves; Passeriformes; Passerellidae. Gene Ontology annotation, biological process: response to lipopolysaccharide; metal ion transport; intracellular iron ion homeostasis. The coding region runs from base 33 to 1760 and encodes 575 amino acids.